UUCUCCCCCUUACCCUCCGAUCCAAUGGAUUACGAUUUCAGGAACAGCGCAGCCCCGCAGUACGGGGCAAAGAUACCGACGUACCGGCAGCCGUCAUCGUCUUCAUCAACACCGUCAAUCCAACCGGUGUACGGAUCUUCCAUGUACCCGAGGGUCGGUCAACCCGGCCACAACGUAGUUCCCCCGGCGCCGCGUCCCUCCUCCGUUCACCACACCUCUUCUUCGUCCUCUUCCUCUUCCUCUGGAUUGGGCAUUAGGGUUGCUUUAAAACCAGAGUAUCGAAUAACUCCUCCGCCUCAGUUGAUGCCACAAGCAGGAGAUAUUCCUCGUAGCAAUUUCCGGUUUGAUUUUGAUCUUGAGAGAAAAAUCAUAGCUGAGGUGGAGAAGGAAAACCAGAAUUGGAGCAGGAUUGGGUUGGAAAAUCUUCCGUCCAAUGCUACAAAGUCAACAUCCUCAGUGGGUUCUGUUGCUGAUCCUGUAGUGAGCAAAUAUAUUGCAUCUGGACUCAGCCGAGAAGCUGUUCCUAUUGCAGUUAAACAUUAUGGAGACAAUCCAACGAAGGUUCGUGAGUUUGUCAAUAGUUUCAACCUCCUACGAGAAAUGGGAUUCUCAGCAAGCAGUGUUGCCGAGGCCUUGCUCAUGUACGAUAAUGACAGAGACAAGGCGUUGUCACAUUUCCUUAACAGCUCAUCUUGAUUAUGCAGAGAUCUAAUGAUUGUACGUGAGACCUUGCUGGAGUGAUAGUUUCAUACAAACAGUUAUUUUCUGCUUUAGGUAUUUAAGUGGACUGUGUUGUAAAUAUAUAUUCAGUGUUAAA
Messenger RNA from Rubroshorea leprosula, 817 nucleotides. The record is from the annotation of a GenBank genome assembly. Lineage: Eukaryota; Viridiplantae; Streptophyta; Magnoliopsida; Malvales; Dipterocarpaceae.